CGCGUUGCGGUUGAAACAAAAAGCAAACAAGAAUUGAUAAGCGCAAGCAAUGUACUUCUAGCAGUUCAACUAUAAACUACUGUGCACAUACAUAUUUUUGAUUCAGUGGAAAAAUUUUUGUAUUGUGUAAAAAAUCAGUUAGACAAACGGGCGACAUUUAUAAAAAAAAAAAAAAAAAAUAAAUAAAAAUCAAGUUUUCAUCUACGGACAAUAUUAGCAAAAUUUUCGCCGAAAGGGCGAUAGUUAUCGCUGCCAAAAUAAACACAACAGAUAUAUACACAUGUAUGUACUUACACACACACAAGAGUAUAUGAACAAAUAAAUUAAAUAAACUGUAGCCGUGCUUAAGUGAAAAAAAAACGUUGAAAUUAAUUUAGUAACAAAAUGGUUUGCGUCACGGAAGAUACAUUCGGUAGCACAAUUAAUCCGCUCACCAACAAAGAGGUGGUAAUUAGGCGUUUCACAAUCAGCAAUGAUCGCAGCAUGUCCAUGCAGUUGAUAACAUUCGGUGCAACAAUAACAUCACUGAAAGUGCCAGACUCGCAUGGCAUGGUGGACGAUAUAGCGCUGGGCUUUGAUAAUAUUGAAGGCUACUUGACUGAAAAUAACCCCUAUAUUGGUUGCACUGUCGGUCGUGUUUGUAGUCGCGUCGGUAAUGGCAGUUUCACGCUCGAUGGCAAACAGUAUGAGGUCACAAAGAAUUUCCUAGGCAAGCAUAUGUUGCAUGGUGGCCUUCAUGGCUUUAGCAAGGUUAUCUGGGAAGUGGAUCAGGUGCGUCCGGAUGGUGUUGUUUUCAAGUUCAUCUCACCAGAUGGCCAUGAGGGAUUCCCCGGUGAAGUGGUUGCUACUGCCACCUACACGCUCACCGAUGAUAAUUGUAUGCGGUUUUGUUUGGAAGCAACGGCCGACAAGCCAACACCGGUCAAUAUGACUAAUCAUGCAUACUUCAAUUUGGCAGGGCAUAAUUCCGGCAAGCAAGGCAUGGUGGAACAUAUUGUUAAGAUUAAGGCUGACUGCCUCACUGAUAUGGACGAAGAAACUGUGCCGAAUGGCAAAUUUAUUUGCUUAGAUAAUCACCCUUUGGACUUGCGAAAGUUAACAAAUGUUGGUGUUGGUCUGAAGCAAAUUGCGAAUAUUGCUAAGGGAUACGAUCACAAUUACGUGCUCAAGUACACACCCGGAUGUAUAGAGAAGCAAGCAAAAGCCUUUCAUCCGCCAAGCGGCCGCUGCAUGGAAAUUGCCAGCAAUCAACCUUGUAUGCACUUCUAUACAGCGCACAAUAUGCCCGACUUGGAGGCCAAAACCAAUCAACCCAUGAUCAUCGGCAAGGGACACAGCCUUUACGAGAAGCACGGCUCAUUCUGCAUGGAAACGCAUUGGUUCCCGGAUGCUGUGAAUCAUGAUAACUUUCCGUCGGUCAUAUUGACCCCCGGCGAAACAUAUCAGCACGUUUGCAUAUUUAGAUUUGGCGUUUAUGAUCCCAAUUGUGAGCGUCACAGCAGCCAAUUUUGUGACUGAGGUACAAACAAGAGGAAGCAGCACUUAGCACGGCUACAGGAAAGUGGAAAAAGAAAGAAUAUAAUUGAGUGAGAAUAGAACAAAUGCAU
Rhagoletis zephyria (snowberry fruit fly) is the source of this 1607-nucleotide messenger RNA. Its product is annotated as aldose 1-epimerase-like. NCBI's taxonomy places the organism in Eukaryota, Metazoa, Arthropoda, Insecta, Diptera, Tephritidae. Gene Ontology annotation, molecular function: carbohydrate binding; aldose 1-epimerase activity. Gene Ontology annotation, biological process: glucose metabolic process; beta-D-galactose catabolic process via UDP-galactose, Leloir pathway. The record is from RefSeq and is a predicted model, not a curated record.